Messenger RNA from Clunio marinus, 129 nucleotides. The record is from the annotation of a GenBank genome assembly. Lineage: Eukaryota; Metazoa; Arthropoda; Insecta; Diptera; Chironomidae.
AUGGCUUCACCAGUAGAAAUUCCACUUCGUGAAGGCGAUGAGGUAAUUGAGCUGGAUCCGGAAAAUUUACCGGAAGGAGAUGAAGUCUUGAAUAUUCUGCGAAAUGAAAGAUCAGCAUUAAGUGUCUGG